AUGUCGAUUGUCGUAGACAACGUACGUGCCUGGGAGGCCGACAUUGACCGAAUUACCCGUGGACCACUUGUGUCCUACGAGACCGACGCGGCCGCCAACACCGAUGGCUCCGUAAACGAGGCUAGCAUCGACGCCCUGUCGUCGCCGUACGUCAACGACCUGCUCAAAAUUGUCAAGAAUCUGAGUUCGACCUCGUCCUCUCAGCCCAUUUUGUCCACAACCCGCAUACGAGGCCUGUUACAGCAGUCCGGGUUGCUGCAGACCGCCAAGGAGAUCGAAGAGGAGGAGAAGCGCCAGCAGGAGCAAGAGGGCUAUCUCGACCUCCACGGCCCCCGGCGGAUCGGCACCGAUGGCGCAGAAGAGGGCAGCAGCGAAUCGGAGAAUGGCAGCCUGUCACCAAGCGCCGGCAGUGCUGUGCCAGGGCAGCUUCCCAGAGGAGGAGGAGGAGGUGACGGUCCGGGCGACAAAGGCGAGUUGGCAGCUGAGGUCGAGUGGCUCCUGGUCAGCAAAGCCACCGUCCAGGUGUAUGGUAUACUGCUCAACACGUUGCUAGAGCGCAUCACACCCUUGCACGACGACAUUUGGUACUGGGACGACAUCCUGUCCUCGUACGGCAGCCUCAGCUUGUACACGGUGCAGACAUCCCCGCUGCGGUUCUGGAACUGGGCCAAGGAGGUCAGCCAGGUAGUCGUCGAGAGUCGGACGCGCUUUGCUGCCGCCACCCACACGCCGCUCGGCGCCAUCCGGUCUGGCAGCGCCUCGCUCACGCAGCAAUGGCAGCAAUUCUAUGCCAUUGUGCGCCGGGGCAUUGCCCAGCGGUCUUUUGCAGGUCUCGAGCGGCGUCUGCUGUCGCCCAUUGCACGGUGCCGGGUCGACGCGCGACACAACCAGAAACGCUUGAAGCGGCUGCGGCAACUGAUUGCCAGCGGGCUCGGCAUUCUGAUCGACGAGGGCCUCCGCUUUGACCUGGACGAGGGCACGGACCUCAAGGCUAUUACGGCCGACAAUGGUCGGCGAUGGAAGGGCGUCGUCGAACGCAGCGUGUCGCUGAUGGACCAGGUCACCACGGAUGUUCUGGCCGUCGAGUCGUCUGUGCUGGACUUUGAGGACAAGGUGUUCAAUGACGUGCAGGGCGACCCCAUCCUGACGGCCAACCAAUUCGACGCCAACAAGCCUGCGCGCCUGGCCCGGCGCCUCGACCAACUGCUGGCCCAGGGCAUCCCGGGGCUUGUCGGCGACCUCCAGUUGGUUGUGAAAGACUAUGGGCGCCCGCCUCGGCUGCUGCGCUACUGGCUGCCGGCCGGUAUCCUGUUGCUAUCGUCGUCGACGCUGCUGCGCAUCGUUGCGAACCGCCAAGAGGACAUUGUGCAGUGGAUCCGCGACUUUGGUUCGACCGUGCGCGACUUCUGGUUCAACUGGGUGAUUGAGCCCGUCACGAAAAUCAUUGGUACCGUCCGCCACGACUCCAACAGCGAGAUUGCUAUUAUGAGCCGCGACAGCCUCCAGUCCGACCGCGAGAGUCUCGAGCGGAUGGUGGUCGAGUUUGCUGUGGACCGCCCCGAGUUGGCGGGCUCCGCGUCGGCGCUGACCGAGGUGGAGCUGUCGACGAUCCGCGCCAAGGUCCGGGAGGGCGAUGUGACGCCCGUACUGCGGGCGUACGAAACCGGCCUGCGGAAGCCGUUCCAGGGCGCCGUGCGUGGCGAUCUGGUGCGGUCGCUGCUCAUCCAGGUGCAAAAGACCAAGGUCGACCUUGAGGUGGCCAUUAGCGGCAUUGACGCGCUGCUCAAGAGCCAAGAGCUCGUGUUUGGGUUUGUUGGCUUGACGCCCGGCGUCCUCGUCAGCUUUGCCGCGUUGCGGUACGUCCGUGGCCUGUUGUAUGGGCGCAAGGGUCUGCGCCGCGGCCAGCGCGUCGAGAAGUGCGUGCGCGUGCUGCGCAACAUCGACCGCAUCUUUUGCGAUGCCACCGUCGACCUGGCCACGAUGAACGGCAUCCUGUCAUACAAGCACCGCGGUCUACUGGUCUGCGAGGUGCAUGUGCUGCGCAGCUUGGCCGUGGGUCUGUUCCCCGGUGACAUUGAAAAGGAGUUUCUGGAGGACGUGGAUGAGAUGCUGAACGGCAAGACGGUUGACAAGCAGCGGCUGGCGCUCGACCGUGUGCGGUGGGCCUAUGGGCGGUAUUUGGGUUAA
Messenger RNA from Sporothrix schenckii 1099-18, 2187 nucleotides. RefSeq lists its product as uncharacterized. Lineage: Eukaryota; Fungi; Ascomycota; Sordariomycetes; Ophiostomatales; Ophiostomataceae. The record is from RefSeq and is a predicted model, not a curated record. Gene Ontology annotation, cellular component: mitochondrial outer membrane. The transcript is spliced from 2 exons. Bases 1 to 2187 code for a protein of 728 amino acids.